AUGGGAUGGGGCAGAUGGGAGACGGGUUUUGGCGGGAUGGGAAAUAUCAAGGAAGGAAAGGAAAGGGAUGGGACGGGGAUGGCGGAAAGCAUCGCAAGGAUUAGGGAAAUAUUAUUUUUUGCUAUCUUUGUUGCCUCUUUAUUCGUUUGUUGCUCCCUGCUUUCUGGAUGUUUUUGGAGACGGACGCGGGGAGGGGUAUUGAGAGAGAGGAUUUGGGGGGUGGACUUGCCAGGAUUUGUUGGGGGUUUGGCUAGGGAGGAGAAACAGGGUGGGGGAUGGAGAGAAGAGAGUGGCUAUAGUCGUUUUAACUUAAGUUAA
Molecule: messenger RNA, 318 nt
Organism: Pseudogymnoascus destructans
Lineage: Eukaryota; Fungi; Ascomycota; Leotiomycetes; Thelebolales; Thelebolaceae
Exons: 1
Coding region: 1-318 (105 amino acids)
Source: RefSeq, a predicted model, not a curated record